Amoebophrya sp. A120 is the source of this 825-nucleotide messenger RNA. The record is from the annotation of a GenBank genome assembly. NCBI's taxonomy places the organism in Eukaryota, Dinophyceae, Syndiniales, Amoebophryaceae.
AUUCUUGUCACGUGUAUUUUGAUUUUCCGGUGGCUGCUGUCCCUCGAAGUAGGGAAGAUCAAGAGGAUGAGCUUCUUCAUCGCGUUAUACGAGACUGCGACCGCGUCGCCACGGCGAACGCGCUGGGCCUCGUUUUUGGUGGGCCUCUGGGGGGCGUUCUGGGUCUUCAUCAUGGAAAAGAGUAGAUCCAGAUCCAAGCGCGGUCCUGUUGUUGUCCCCUCUUCGCUGAAAAAUAUCGUCACUCCGCCCGCAGCAGAAAGCGAGAGGAAUCAGGACGCGGCCCAGUUGCAUCCUAGGUCGAGGAAAAAUGUUCCCGAUGACAAGUGGGCCAGCCCUAACGGCGGGUUUCUCGGAUCGUCGCCGUUCGACGGCGUUGCGGCCCCGUAUACCGACAACGAAAUGCAGGACUGGAAGGUGGGCCAGCGGAAAACGGAAACCAGGAAAGCAGACUCGACGUCGUUUUUAGCGGCCGGUGGCACGAAGAGCAAUUCGAAGGAAAAACGCGUCUCAUCGAGUGCGAGGGUAGCUUCGUCGUCUUCAAUGCGCCGCGGGGAGUUCAGUGGGAUGGGAGGGUAAACGCGUCAAGACUCAGCCUCAUUGACAUUCACUUAGUUUUUGAAAAUUGAGUGAUUCAAGAAUCACAACAACGCAAAUGCAUAUAAGUAUCUGGAAUACGUUUCGCUUUCGUCUAAUGUAUAAUUUGGUCGUAACGUCACGAUCCUAGCAUCGGAAACAGAAAUAAAAGCAAAAAGGACUAAGCCCCAUAGUCAAGACCUUCACCAAAGGUGAUGCUUGAGCGAACGAAUGAAAUGAAGAAUAAAGAUG